Messenger RNA from Spirodela intermedia, 7560 nucleotides. The record is from the annotation of a GenBank genome assembly. NCBI's taxonomy places the organism in Eukaryota, Viridiplantae, Streptophyta, Magnoliopsida, Alismatales, Araceae.
AUGGCGGAUCUCCGUGCUCCGGCGGCGCGGCCGGCGACGGACAUCUUCGGCGACCCGAUCGACGCGCAGCCGCUGUGGUUCAAGAAGUCGUCGUUCCUCCAGAAGGAUUUCGAUCCGGAGGCCUACGUCGCCGAUCUCCGGAGCUUCGUCCCGCUCGAGAGCCUGCGCUCCGAGCUGCGGAUCUACCUCUCUUCUCUCAACGUGGAUCUCGUCGACCACCUCAACCGCGAUUACGCCGACUUUGUCAGUCUCAGCACGCGUCUCGUAGAUGUGGACGCAUCUGUGUCGCGCAUGCGGGCGCCGCUGGCAGAACUCCGGGAAAAGGUCUCCGUCUUGCGGGGGAACAUUGCCUCAUCCCUUGCCUCGCUCAAGGGUGGGCUCAACCAGCGCGCCGAGGCGUCGGAAGCCAGGGAGGUGCUGGAGUUGCUGCUUGAUGCAUUCCACGUCGUCUCAAACGUAAUUUUCUCUGCACUCUUAAUGUCGGAUAUUCGCUUUCAUUCCUGUGAAUUUUAGAUGCCGACAUGCGACUGACUUAUGAGCAUUUAUCAAAACACAGAAUGGAAAGGCUCCAUAGCUGAGAAAAAAUCACUUCUUUUAUUUCUGAUAUUGAACUUGCUUUGUAGACUUGAUUUUUAUCAUUUUUUUCUAAAAACUUCUUUUGGUAUGCCGCUGGCUCUGGAAACAGGAAUGAAAAACAAUUGAUUCACUCGAUUCACUUGGUUGAUAUAUGAUGGUCGCCAUUUCUAAGUACCCCUGCUAGGAUUUUAUGGAUAUUCUUGGAAUAGUGUAAUUAGGCUUUAUCCAGGCUUUUCAGUUGGUGUUUACUCUCAGUGCAACAUGGGGGUUGAUUAUGCAUCAUAUUUCUUUCAAAGUGCCGUGAAUUUACCCGUCAUGUUUUGAUUGGAAUGAUUUCAUAGGGUGAAAUGAAUGUGUUUAAAAACGAUUCUUAAUAUUUUACCAAACUAGUCAAAACUUUUCCCAUCGUGUUGUGAGUGGAAUGAUUUCUUAGAAAUGAGUGUCUAUAGAAAAAAAAUUGAUUCCUAUUUUUUUUUCUUUAGAUUGCAUGAGAUUUUACUCAUCAUGUUAGGAUGAGAGCCUUUCAUUGGAUCAACUAAGGGUUUUCAAAACAGUGUUAUAAGCUUAAAUAAGUUUUGUAUUUUGAUUGCAAAACAUUAGCAUUUGAGGCUAUCUUGAAGGAAUGACUUUUAAUUGUAGUUAUUGAUUAUUUGAUGCUUGUUUCUCGCUCAUGAUUUAUGGUUGUUAAUAUUUGAUUUCAUGUUCAGGUUGAGAAGCUUAUUGAAGCAUUGCGUAGUAUUCCAAAUGAUCUUUCGAGUACAGAUGUGAUUAAUUUGGAGAAAAGCUCCAUACAUAAUGGUAUUUCACUUCAAAACAAUGAAACAAUUGUUAAUCCUGACAAGACAAGAAGUGUUUUCUUGGAAAGGAUAGCUAGCGAGAUGAAUCGCCUGAAAUUUUAUGUUGCUCAUGCACAGGUUUGUUUCUGUUUAUUACGUUAUGACAUAGUUGCAACUUUUAAACACUUGUUCAAAAAAUGUAUACUUUCUUUUUUCUCUAUGGUCUUAUUGCAUGGUGAUUGCUUGAGGAAGCUACUUUCCUUAUGUAUGGACAAACAUGGACGCUCCUUGAUAUGUAAUCCUGUAACAUAGAAACGAAGGUGUUUCCCUCCCGAAAGAAACUCCACAAUUCUUCUCCCCAAAAGGAAUAAUAAAUUUAUGAUGUUGUAUGUAAUCAUCUACACAAAGUCAAACAAUGUAAUCAUCUACACCAAACAUUCUUGCCCUCUGUCCAUACAGUUAUUUAGUCAGGAAGUAAAAUAAAUGAGUAGACCAAGCAAAAGAAAACCUGUUCUUCUGUCUAGAGCAUAUGAUGCAUAUUAGGUGAAGAGGCAGAAACAAGGACGUUUUGUUCAAAUGAAUAAAUUACUCAUCUUAAUUCCUUUGGAGCAUAUAGUUCCGGUAUGGGGAAAUAACUUGGGCUCUUAAAAUGUGGACCGGAUAUUUCAUUUUGUGUCAUGAAAAGCUGUAUCGUGAAAACCAGCUAAGCAAAAUGAAUGGUUAGGGACAAGUAAAUGCGAUACAGAAAAAAUGCAAUUUUCAGUGUCUGUGGGUGAUCUUGUAUUAACCGCAUCAACGUAAACAUAUUAAUUAGCUGCUAGUAGUUAAUUAUGUGGUAUUUUGUUUGCCUAUUUGAAGAUGUGAUUCUUAAAAGUUUAAUUUGUUUUAUAUGUUGCGGCAGUACAGAAUCUCCCUUUUAUUGAAAACAUGGAGAAGAGAAUUCACAAUGCUAGCCUGUCCCUUGAUGACAGUUUGAGGCAUUGUUUUGUGUCUGGCCUGGAACGCAAAGAUCAUGAAGCACUCUUGAACUGUCUACGUGCAUAUGCAGCCACUGGUAACAUAGCAGGCGCUGAAGAAGUUUUCCGUACUACUACAGUGUCCCCCUUGAUCCAGAGAAUUAUUCCUCAGAAAUCUUCAGAUGUGGAUGGCUAUGGUCCUUCUGAUGAUCUGGAGGAGGAUUUUCAACAAAUUAUGCAAGUCAUUGAGGCAGAGUGCAAAUUUUUCUUGGACAUCUCGUCCUCAGGUACUUGGGUUUUCUGUUAACCCGUGUCAUCUUGUUAUCUGCUUUCUUAUUGAAUUGUAAAAUAUUCGGCUUCUACAGAGUCUGAUUAAGUUUUCCAUUGUGUUUCAGCAAAUUCAGGAUUCCACGUUUUUGACUUCUUGGCCAAUUCAAUACUUAAGGAAGUUCUCUAUACUAUCCAAAAAGGAAAACCAGGAGCAUUUUCUCCUGGACGGCCAACAGAGUUUCUGAAAAACUACAAAUUGAGCUUAGAUUUUUUGUCCUACCUUGAAGGUAACGAAUAGAGAAUGAAUUUGAAGAUAUCACCUGCAGUGAUGCUAUGAAUGUUUGGGCUCCUUAAGCUUCUCACUUACAUGUUCUUAAAAUAGCUAAUUUCUAACUUUUUUUGCAGUAAGCAUCAACUUUCUUACUAUUCACUUAAAAAAUUCAAAUUGAGUUUUUUUUUUUAAAAUAUUGAUAGGUUACUGCCCAUCAAGAUCUGCUGUUACUAAGUUUCGGUCAGAAGAUGUAUAUGCUGACUUCAUGAAACAGUGGAACAUUGGGGUGUGUUUUUCACUAAGGUACUUUGCUUCUGAUGGAUCGUGUUUAUGAGCUUCUCUCUGCAAUAGAUAUUCAUGAGUGUUGAUUUCAACAAAGCAGAUUUCAGGAAAUUGCUGGGAAUCUGGAUUCUUCUCUGGCAGAGCCCACUAUCACCCCUGUCCCAGACUUGCUACCUGCUCAAGCCAAUUCUCAAGGACUAGUAUUGAAACAAAGUAUUGCACUUCUAGAAAGCUUGAAAGCCUGCUGGAAAGACGAUGUUCUUGUCAUUUCUUGCUCUGAUAAAUUCCUUCGAUUAUUUUUGCAGCUUAUUUCUAGGUAAGCUCGUUUCUGACAGGCAUCCACGCGAAUGAGCUUUCAUAGAUAAUAUCUUUUUUGGUUUACGUUUACGCUUAGCCUUCCAAAGUAAAUCUAACCUACCAGCUCUGUGCAUAAACAGGUACUCUAACUGGUUGACAUCUGGGCUAGCAGCACGAAAAGUGCAUCAUAGCGCCUCAGAUGCCACUCCAAACACUGAAUGGGCAAUUUCUGCGUCUCCAGAAGAUAUUAUUUACGUAUGUACUGUAGCUCGGUAUCACUUCCUGAAUCACGGCAAUUUUAAAUUUUAAAUUUUUAUAUGCUGCUUCUUGGAUGACUUCACAAAGAAAAAUAUUGAUAUAGAUGUAUUUCGUUGAUAACAAGUGGCAUGAUGUCCUGCUGUUGCAUUUUUUUAUGACAUUUUUCUAAUCCACUAUGGGAAGCUUCCGUAUGGACCUAUAGAGAGGCCUUGACUGGCAUAAAAGGAAUGGAGAAGAUUUAUUGUAUUGGCCGAGAGCUAGUAGGAUAGUGCCAAUAUGCUGUUUGAUGUGUCACUGCUGAAGGUAGGAAUGCCUUCCCUUUGAUUUUACCCAAUGCAUCCCCGCUUCAUGGUACCAAUCCAUGGGAGCAUGUCUCUUCGCACAAACCCAUCCCACUCGAUGUUGUUUCGGGUUCCUUGACAACUGCAUCUUGAAGGUCCACAUAUUAAGCUAAAAGGAUAUGGUCGUUCGUCAUCUAGGGCAUGGCAUGUUUAGGGGAGCUGCUAAUGUGGCAGUGUGCGAGCAGCAAACCAAGUGGUGUGAUUCGAGUUGCAGAGUUUAAAGGAUGAGAGUUGCAGGCUAAGGCACCUGCGUAGGUUAGAUGGUUCAGAGGUGGCAUAUGAUGACUUUCUGCCUCCAGCUGUACAAGUACCUGACGCUAAGUCAGGAUCCUCCGUUUUCUUUCUUCUUCUAAAUCAGUUUUCCUACAUGAUGCUGGCAAGAGCGAGAUUUUUGCUGCCGAAAUGAAUGUCUGAAGGUUAGAUCACUUUGAUACCAUUGUAAACUGCUGGAAAAAAUCUUUUUGACCGAAUUCUGCUGCUUUAGUUAAUAGUUGGAUAGAUUUUUAUAGAAGCCAUUUCGAGGGAAGAACAUUCGCACCCACAAGGGUAAUAUCUACACAAUGGCAUGUCUGCAAUAUGAUUAUGUGCUUUAUCCCAUGAGUAUAGAAGAAGACAUUUAUGAUAAAUUGGUGAUAAUUACAUUCAUAUCAUGUGGCUGUUUCAAAACAUUUUUGCUCCUACUUUAUGUUUUUAUUUCGAUAGAACCUUAUCCAGAUGUAUAUAAGAUAGAAUCCAGUUAGUAAAUUUGAUUUUAGGGAAAAAUAUUUGAAUGCCAUACCUUUGCCUCGAAUAACUCUUGUGAAAAUUAGUUGGUGAUACCACAUAUAAAUUCUAACUGGAUGAUAACCUUUGGAUUUGUAGGUCAUGCACGAUGUAAAUUGUCUGUUGGACAAGCUCAAAAACGAAUUCCUGGGGAAUAUUCUGCAACUGCUUCAAUCUUGUUCACUCGAGCUACUUGACUCGGUUAAGCAAAGCAUCUUACAGGGUGGAAAAUCCUUGGAAGACUCGUUACCUUCUCUACUUGAUGCAAUCAUUGAAGCUAUAGUGGAGAAGUCUGCUGAGGUAGAAGAACGUUCUUAUCGUGUCUUCAUUUUCCAAAGUCGUAUAAUAUUGCAUGUUUAUAUCAAUUGUGGGUAAUCUAAAUGUUCUGUAUCACGAAACAUUGUGUCGGACCAUCUCCUUUCAAAGUAGCUGUUCCCCCCCUACGUGCUAAAAAAUUUCCCACCACCUGCUUGUUUCUAUGGGCUUCUUCCAAUCAUGCAUGGGGAUGGGACACAGGAUUGAGUGUGGCAGCAAGGUAAUAUGGAGAUACGAGGCACGGAUAAAGUUAUUAUAGGAAACGAAAUUGCUUGCCCUUUCGGAGAGGAAUUUGUUACUAGAAUUGGUGAAUUCUGCUUCCCCAAAUUGAUUUCCUAUCUUCUCCUUAGGAUUCAAGUUUUUCCAUCAAUAGUUCAAAAUCUUUCAAUGCUUGGGUUUCAACAUUAGUUCACCAUUUCACGUCCAUCAAUGGUUAUUAUAGAAUGAUGGUUGCCCCUUUGACCCAUUUAUAAAAUUUCAUCUUCUACAGAAAUUCAAGUGCCAUAUCUCGUGAUUAACUUGUAUCCCAUUGAAUAUCGAUCUAAUAUCAGUUAUUCCAUGCAAAUCUAGGUGUUCUUUCUUGUCAUUUUGAUAAACCCUAGUGGAAAAUUCGUGUAAUUAGCCCCUCCCCCUCCCUGGUAUUAGCAAUCCAAGCUCGGUCAUGAAACCUACAUUGGCCCUACAAAACCUCACCUUGAUGUGGAAAUCAGGGUCAUUCCUGUUCAAGACGCGAUUUACACCUUACCUCGCUCUUCUUCCCAUCUAAUUAGAUAGAACAUGCGACUUCAUCUGGAAAUUAUCGUGCAGGAGUUAAAGCAUCUGAAGGCCAUAACAGCAACGUACAGGAUGACGAUCAAAGGUCCUCCAGUGAGGCACUCUCCAUAUGUAUCAGGCCUUCUGCGACCCGUGAAGGUAACUAUUAGCCGACAAUAUAUUCCCAGGAUGAGACCUGGGAAGAAAGAACGGUCUCCUUUUAGCAAUCCCUAACUAACAAUGGAACAAGUUUUUUUUUUUUUUUUUUUCUCUCUCUUCUGACUAAACUUACCAAAAAAAAAACUAUAUUUUUGUAUUGGAAAAUAGUAUCAAUCUUGAAGUUUCCACCUGGACCCGACUGCAGGCUUUUCUAAAUGGGGAGCGCAUUGGCUAUUUGACUUCGGAGUCAAAGGCUCAGCUGCUGCACAACACCGCCAACCGUCUAACCUCGCGCUACUGUGAUUUGGUGUCGGAGCUGGUUGAUACGGUGAGCAGGCCGGCCUCAUUACACCAACGCAGCAUUCCUUGCCUCGAUCUUGUUGCCCUAAUUUUCUACCCUGGUCGUGAAAAAACCCUAAUAACAGGUGAGGAAAACAGAGUCAUCUCUACAGAGAAUCCGACAAACUGCCCAGCGACGAGGAGGGACGAGCUCAGAUGCAUCGGACAACAGUAUAUCCAACACCGACAAGCUCUGCAUGCAGUUCUUCCUUGAUGUUCAGGUACGCGGUCGGUUUAAUCUGGGCACACAGAUCCGUUGAUAUCAUGGGGGGACUGAUAUAAACAUAGCAGAAAAAAUCAAACCCAAAACCCUAAAUGAGUAUAAACCUUCAUCACCCACUGCUCGUUCGUAAAGUACUUUUGUUCGUCGGAUCUUUCUCAUGAUCAUGAUUCAUCUACGACCAAACAUCUCUGAACUGGUUCAUGGAUGUGAAAGUUGGAUCACAGAUUUAUUCGGGUGUAUUAAUUUUCCAUGUUUCUGUCUUCCUAUCCCUAAUUAGAGUAAUUGAAAUCAUGGUUGAUCCUAAACCUUAAACCCUGAAAGAAGAAAGAAAGAAAAAAAAAAAAAACCCUGAAAGAAAACCCUAAAUCCUAAACCCUAACCCUAAAAGAGAACUUUAAACCCUAAACCUUAAAAAAAACCCCUAAAUCCUAAACCCUAACCCUAAAAGAGAACUUUAAACCCUAAACCUUAUAAAAAACCCCUAAAUCCUAAACCCUAAAUAUAACGUAAAAAAAAAGGACCUAAAUCUUAAAAUUGUGUAACCUUUCGUCACCCAUUGCUCACUCGGAAUGGAUCCCCUAAAUAUAAUGUUUUUGUCUGUGAUAUGUUUUCUAUGAUCAUAAUUCAUCAAAAGUAUUUCAAAAUUGAAUCAUGGAUAUGAAAGUUGGUUCACAAAUUUCUUUGGGGGCAUUAAUUUUCUUGGAUCUUAGAUUUCGAAAGCUUUUGAUUUUCUCAUCUCCUCCGAAUGUUUUUUCUCAACAACAACAACAACAACGCCAUCAAUGUGGAAAUGUUAAAAAAAAAAAAAAAGUCAGAUCGUCGUUUCUCGAACAGCAGUUGACUUUUAUAUUUAAUUUCCUUAAUCCAGGAGUACGGGCGAAACCUGCAAGAGCUCGGAGUGGCGGUGGCCGACAUUCCCGCCUACCGCACGCUGUGGCAGUGCGUUGCGCCGACGGAACGGCAGGCCGCCAUUGAUUUCUAA